AUGCCGACCGCUGUUGGCUAUUUUACGGUAUUUUUGGCGAUUGUUGUGACUCAAUGCUUGGCGUUCACACAUGAGCUGAUUGACGAAAUUAAGGGAUCACCAGAUCGUGAAAAAUUUGUUCAGCUAAGUGAGAACUUUAUAAUGACCACUGUAGCAGAUUCGGAGAUUCUGCGACCGGAUGAUGAUGAAUUCUCGCCGGAUGGACGCUACACGCCACGCAUUGUUUUCUUAAGUCCGGAUGGAACUCGAAUUGGUUCAAUAACAAAUACAGCUCGACAUAAACAAUAUCUUCAUUUCUAUGACCGCUUGGAUGAUAUUAUCAAGGGCAUGCAACAAGCACUCACUUACCGCUAA
Molecule: messenger RNA, 354 nt
Organism: Gongylonema pulchrum
Lineage: Eukaryota; Metazoa; Nematoda; Chromadorea; Rhabditida; Gongylonematidae
Source: the annotation of a GenBank genome assembly